CCGCCGAGGGCCCCAGCGCAGGCCGUGAUCAAGGUGUCUCCUCCAGCAGUAGCCAGUGAACUUCGCUCACUCCUUGCCAGUUACUUCGUGCAGUCAUCAUCCUGUGAGUGGCACUAGCCAGGAUGGCGGAGGACCAGUCAACGCCAUCCAGUCCGGAGCUGAGUGGUCUUCAUAACCGCUUCGGCGAUAACUCGGCCAGCAUCACUCGCACCUCACCCACUACACCCCCACACACACCCACCUCUCAUACACCUUCCUUGGGCAACACUAGCCAGGCAGAACAACACGCUGAGAGUGUAGGCGACACGAACUCUUGCUCAGCAAGAGCCGUGUCUGUGGAGGACACCGGGCAUGACUCUACAGGUUUCAAUAUGAAGUUGCUCUUGCAGACUCGGGGCUCGCCGCCGCCUUAUCUGGCGUUUCCGCCGCUGAGAAUCGAGUCAGACAAUGAAGAUGAGGAAGAUAUGCGAAGGAAGAAUAUUCCUGCGGUGUCGGAGGGAGCAAGUGACGUAUCCAAACGUUUUCUCACCGGUGCCGUAAGCUGCAGAGAUUUCUCAACACCCGAAGUGAUUAGCAACGUUGCAGCGGAGUUUCGCCAGGCGGGGGAUGCGACGACGGGGUCAGUAAGACCUCAACCCUGCGCGGAGUGUCGCGGUGGUGCUCCUCCAGAGCCACACCAGCAGUACACACCGUCUCCCACGCAACACCGGCACGACACCCACCUCCCCUCACCGCUGCGGACGCCGAGGACGCCCACUAGUUACGCUGAAGACUUGCAACCUGAUAUGCGCGCCUCACAGGAGAAGUGUGCGGUAGUUCCAGGUGAUGCGCUGCAGCCAUCGUUAUAUCGCAGUAACAGUGAUGGUAUUCUCUUUGCCUGUCCGAGACAGGUGUGUGAUACCCCGCCGCCUGACGUCACUCUGCUGACGAAACCUUCCAGUUUACAUAUGACUGGAUAUGACCCAGUCACUCAGUCUUCACACUCUACACCGUAUCGGAUAGUGUCAGGUCCUGGGGUGAGGUUCCAGGAGGACCCCACCGUAUCACCCUCGCCUCCAUACGAGUCCAGGGGAACAAAUAACUCUGAUACAGAGAAGGACGCGACCUCGUCUUUCCCACUGAAGAGAGUGAGAAAGAAAGCGUAUUUGACUUUCUAUGGUGCUGAGAAGUUUCUCCCAGAAAUUUUAGAAGACCCUGCGGUACUGCGCUGUCUAGGAGACGGCUCUCUUUCAGAAGGUCAACACCGGCGGGAGUCGUUUGUGAAGGUGGCUGUGGGUGUGACACCGGACAUGGCGGGGGACUCUCUGGGUCGCGGUUAUCACAGAGGGAACCCCGGCGUCAGCACUGAGGACCUCGGUGACCAAACCCAAGCACCCAACACAGUAUUGAAGGAUGCUCAGUCUAAUGGCUAUCACGUGCAGUCUGACUCUUGCGACGCUGUCGCCAUGACUGUCGUAAAUAUUCGAAACGAUGGCGGGAGAGGUGACGGGCUCGUCAAUGUUGAGAGGGGCUUCACCCGAGACGAUAAGCAGGGCGAUAAGUCUAGCAAAGUAAAAAGUGUAUUCUUUUACGUGGAAGAAGAUGAGAUAUGUAAAUAUCAGAAUAAGAACAUUGCAAAUGAACAGAAAGACUCUGUGAAUAAUUCUGGAGGACAAGAAAAUCUGGCGUAUGUGUCUGACGAACAGGACACAGUAAGUCGAGACGAGAACGUGACACCGUCUAGUGAGGAGCAGCAGCUGUCUCCAGAACCUAUCAGAAGCUCUGGCACUGAGUGUUUAACUGUUGUCAAAAAUGACAUUUUACGCUCUGCCAGUUAUGACACAGAUUUGAGCCAAGUCUUGAAUAAUCUGAGCGGUGACCAAACUAGUGCCAUCGCAACUCCAACUCUCAGAAAGCGCAGCACUUCGAGAGGUCGGCCUGAUUACACCCCCUCAGAUUCCGAAGGGACAGAGAAGCAAGAAGAAACUUCCUUUUCCUCUAAAGAAUCCAAGAAAGAGAUUAAACCACCACCAUUGAGGCCAAACUUUUCUCUUGGCAGUGAAGAUAGUAGUCCAAGCAUCUUCCGAAAAUUGAUUAAUAAUCCUUUCAUGAAGCUUACUCGCAGUGAAUCUGUAAAGUCAAGUAAAUCUUAUACAGCCUCCCCGUUGAGCAGAGCGGCAGACCUAUCCAAGAGCAACAGUACCAUCUGGGACACGAGAUCUCGGGGCUCCGGACAUCACGGCAGGCCUCCCCAGGCGCCAUCAAGCGUGUGCAGGGACGAUCAGCGCCACUACGACAAAAGCUACAUCAUCCAUAAUCACUUAUACCGCAACAGCCGCCGCAAUGUACAACAGAAGCUGCACAGGCAGCUCAGCGAACCACGUCACGAGGAAUGCAGGUAUAACGAUUGUCACCGAGACGAAUACUACCACAAGAAACACGACUCUUACUUAGACCAUCGCCAAAGCCACUCGCGCCACAGCCACUCUGACCACCAUGGCAGUUCCAGGCACGCCCACUCAAAACACAGCCACCAUGAGCACUCUGAUCACCACAGCGUGUCAGGACUGUCAAAGCACAGCCAUCGCAGCCACCACAGCCACGACCCUUUAAGUCCCACACGACAGGGCUUCUCGGAGUCCAAGGGUCCCCAUCAUCACCGUAGUCAUUCCCAGCGGAACACACCCAGACCCAAACAACAUACACUGAGGCGCCUCAAUACAUACGCUAACGAGGACUACCACAAGUACUUACAGCAACACGAACACAUUUACGAACACGAUCAGCCUUUUGAACACGAGCAGGUGCACGGUAGCGAGUAUCUGCCAAAUCCAGAAGAAGCGGUGGUUAGAAAGGUCUCUCACUACAGACAGGAAGAAAAGGGAACGACUGACGUGGAAAGAUGGGUUGGGGUGCACGGGGGACAGGCGAGCGAGGCCCCCGGGAGCAGCAACGUGCCGGCCUCGCCCAACACCCCACACAUCGUAGUCUCCACCGAGAACGAAACCUCCACCGCCGCCAAGACUCCCGCCGACAAGCCGCCCACUGACAUACCCACCCAACAGGUGAACACAUCAGGCAGCAAUGGCCAGGUUCUCAAUGGUCAGUCUUUGCCCUCCCCACCACCCACACCUGCUAAUAACACAGAAGAAAAGAAACAACGGCCUGACAAAUUAUCGUUGAAUAUGAUCGCCAUGGACCUUCCCGAAUGUCGUCACACAUCACUUGAUUUCAAUAUGUACAGAAAGUCCCGUCGAAAUUCCAUGAACGAGAUGUUUAAACGUAUAGGAGGUAGUCAGACUAACCUCCAGCAAACCCUAGGAGCUAACACCAUUCGUCGUUCUAGCUCCCGGAACAGUUUGAUGCCAUCUGUGCUGGACUGGAAGCAGGAAGGAAACGAUUCUCUCAUCGCGUGCCUGAGUGCCCUGUAUGGCAAGCUGCUGGUGGUGAUGGGCAUGGCCUUUCCAAUAGCAGAGGUCAUCUCCCAUGACAUUCCUAUUUCUUUCUACAAUGGAUUCUAUCUUUACCUGUACAUCGGAUCAAUAAUAUUCUUAGUGUAUGCGUACGUCUUCCUCUUGCGAUCUUUAAACCUACCUACGGAGCACCUAAAGUCCAAGUUUCAGUCUUUAAGGAGCUACAUGGCUAUGCCUGACUUAAAUACGGUCUUCCCUCGUCGGAACACAGCGCAACAAGAGGGGCCAGCACGUAUGUCUAGCCGAGAUUCCCGUCUGUCUGGCUGUUCUGAGAUUGACAAGGAAUCGGACCGUGCAUCUAUCAACACGAUGAGCUUCAAACCUCCAAAAUUUGCCAUUACUGGUUCUAACAACCAUGGCUCAAUGUACCUCAAAAUGGGGGCAGUAUUGUUUGGGAUUGGCAGUAUGAUCUACAGUGGCCUUGAAGUUGGGCAGUACUUUGAGCUGAAAGCUGAUGAUGACUGUGCAAACAUUCUCCUUGUUGUAUCUCCUGCUGCACGUAUGCUCUUCACUUUCAUCCAGAUGUACUUCAUCUUCCUUAACUCAAGGGUUGCUAUUAGCCGUCACAGAGUCAUUGCAAGAUUUGGCUUGAUGCACAUGAUUGGAACUAACCUCUGUAUAUGGCUCAAUGUCCUCGUUCAGGAAACCAAACACGAAAUCAUAAACCUGACGCUCGGUCACGGCCGCCACGAUGGAGGCCACUCCAGAACAAAGGGUCAUCAUGAAGAGAGCACUGCAAGUCAUACCAGUGACUUGGAAGCUAUCUUGGGUAGUCAUGGCAACAAACCUCAUGACAUCGUAGCUGACCAUUCAGUACAUCCAGUGAUGAACGAGUCUCAUCAUCUGCCACAUACUCCUCAACUGCAUGAUUUGCAUUUGAAUUCAAGUGAUGGUCAUCAUCAUAUUGUGCGGAGAUCUGGUGAGCAAGCAUUCAGUAUCUACGAAUGUCGUCGCUCUCAACUUAUGGGGCAGCUUGUUGAUAAUGCGUCUCCUUUCCUCUUCCCAUGUACUAUUGAAUAUUCUCUACUCUGUGCUGGUGUACUCUAUGUGAUAUGGAAGAACAUUAACAAACCUGAAGUGGCUUAUGAUGGGGACUCUGACAUUUCUACUUACGUAGCUCGCAAAGCUCGCCAUCACUACUCUGUGGACUGUGCCCACGCUAACCGUGGUCUGUUUAUGGGCAUCCUUGUCCUUGUGCUUACCAUCAUCUCCCUCAUAUUAUUUUUCGUGCUUAUCAACAAUGAUGAUUACAAGUCUCUAGCCAUAUUAGAGGCUAAUAUCAUUGAACUCUCUGUAUACGGUGUUGCUACUGUAACGGUGGUAAUAGGGAUGGUACAGAUGCGAGAAUUAGAAUUUGUACCGGAAGGAGACAUAGAGCUGGACAACAUCCUUCUCUUAAUUGCUCAGACUGGAGUUUACAUCUACACUUCCUUCACCGUUAUUGGCGGACACUACACUCUGACGGACCACAUGAUUCUGCCACUGCUGUCUGCUAUUAUCACCCUUAUUCAAGCAACACUGCAAACCAUUUUCAUCUUGGAUGCAACCAGACGGUGUUGCUACAAUCAUGAGCAGCUGCAACGUAAACCUGGCAGAGAAAUGGUAACUUUUCUGCUAGUAUGUAACUUGGCGAUGUGGGCCAUCAACACCUUUGAAACAUCACGUGCUGAUGCACAUCCUACCCAGCUAAACUUCUACGGCAUCUGGGCCUGGACAAUUAUUUCUCACGUGUCUAUGCCACUUGCCAUAUUUUACCGUUUCCAUGUCACUGUUUGCCUAUGUGAGAUUUGGAAGAGAUCGUAUAAAUUAAAAAGUGACUUCUGAGUAUUUCCAUGCUUGUAAAUAUAUAUAUAUAUAGUUAUGUUACUCUUAAUGAAUACUGGAAACAUUGUAAUAAUUUUGUAAAUACUGAAAGCUAGUUAUGAGAAAGAGGUGUUACCAAAAUCAAACUUUUUGUUUAUAAAUAAUGUAAAUGAUUAAUACAAAUAAUACAGGUACCGUAUUUCUUGGUAUAUAAUGCACUGUCAAAAUCCACAAAGAUUAAAUGUCAGCCAGUCAAAUGUAGUCACUACCAUCACUGCUACUAUUUACAUUAUAGGUCCCAAAUGAGCUUCUUUCAACAGUAUGUGUAUACACUACAUUGCGUUACUUUUAACCCAGCAUGUAAUACUUUAAUUUGUCAUUUUACUUUUUUAACAAUAAUCAAGCAGCCAUAAUAGAGACAUCUUUUUUUUUGUUUUACCCUGGGAGAAUUCUUCCACUUGGAUUUAGAAUAUCUUGAGAUUACUUUUACACACUGACUCAAAACUAGAAACACUUUAUUAUUGUUAUGACAAUUAAGUGUAACUUUAUUUUUUACAUCUGAGUAGUGUUCUAUUUAGAUACAGAAUAACUUAAUAAUUAUGAUAAACCGUAUCACAUGUGGCCUAAAGACAGCCCAAAACUGCACGACUUUGCUUACAUUACUGCCAGAUGUCCAGUUUUAAACGUCACUGGAAAUAGAACAGCCUAACCUAAUUGACAACUCAACCAAACCAAGCAUAAUCUGUGCUAAUACUGUACAUCAUCCCCAAAAAAUUUAAUAGAACACUUUUCGUGAAAAUAAUAUAAACCACUACUCGCUGAUCACUGGGAGAAGACGAGUCACAAUAAUGUGGCUGACGAUAUGAUAACCAAACCCCACACCAAAAAAUGAAGAAACGACAAUGUUUCAGUUCAUCCUGGACCAAUAUCAAGUUGUAUGUGAUAGGAGAGAGAAUGAUUGAUGAAGAUUAAACCACCCAAGAGGUGGCACGGGCAUGAAUAGCCCGCAAUGGGAGAGAGGAAGGCACGGGCAAUAAAUAAGGAGAGUGAGGCGAGGAGCAAGUAAGAGAAGAAGGUAAGGUGUAAGGUGGGAAAGCAGAUAAGAGAAGGUAAUUCCUAGAAAAAAGUAAGAGUAAGGCAAAAAGGGUAAGAAUAGGAUGAAAGGUACAAAAGGGGUGAGUGUAAUAAUGGGAUGAAGGAAGAGUGGAACAGGUAAUAAUAAGGGAGGGUAAGAACAAGAAAAGGGGGGUUUAUGCUCGUCAAGUCACAUUUCUUAGGAAGGUUUAUCUAGUGCCUUCCUCUCCCCCAUUACACACACACAACUUGAUAAUAGUCCAGGACAGAUCGAAACGUCAUCGUUUCUUCAUCUUCUGGUGUACGGUUUGGCCAUCACUGGAAGAAGUCAUUCCAUUAUAGGUAUCCAUUUUGCUGAUAGAUAAAUUCUGUAUAGUAAUGUGUAGAUAACCGAACUGUGAAUAGAUAAUAUAUAUAAUCAUAGAUAAUGAUUAUCCAAAGUUAAAUAUAAUCCUUACCUAUGUUUAUACAGUAAUCUUUAUCUAUGGUUAUAUGUAAUCAUACAUGUCAUAAGGUUUAUAUAUAUAUAUAUA
Molecule: messenger RNA, 6862 nt
Organism: Procambarus clarkii (red swamp crayfish)
Lineage: Eukaryota; Metazoa; Arthropoda; Malacostraca; Decapoda; Cambaridae
Biological process (GO): proton transmembrane transport
Cellular component (GO): membrane
Molecular function (GO): proton channel activity
Source: RefSeq, a predicted model, not a curated record